AUGCUGACACAGAACUUACCAACAGUGUACCGCAUGUUUCUCGGUGAUCUUGAGGUUGUCCAACGCGAGCUACACGAGCAGUAUGGUCCUCUUAUACGCAUUGCUCCAAACGAAGUUAGCUCCAGCGAUUCAGACGCGAUAUCACUCAUCUACACUACCCAGAAACCUUUAACCAAGACGGACUGGUAUGUUUCUUUCCGCCCACGAGGUAUAAGCGAGCACGCAGACCUCUUCACCGAGACAGACGAAGAGAAGCACACCAGGUAUCGUCGGAUUGUUCAGCCUGCCUAUCAAAUGGUCAGCAUUCUGAAGCAUCAAGAUGCGAUCGAUGAUUGCACAAACUUGUUGAAAGUGCGACUGGACAAAUUUGCCAAAACAAACGAAGAGGUAGAUCUGGGGCUUUGGCUCGAACUAUUUGCUCAUGAUGUAAUUGGGCACAUCCUUUUCGGCCACUCCUUUGGUUUCUUGGAGAAAGGUACACAUGUGGAUUCCUUUAUUGAAUCUGUACACAACGCUGCCCCGCUUCUUGCUUUCAGUACUGCGGCACCGGCCUACAUGCGCAGCAUCAUCAUGCUGGCCGCCAUGUGUGUUCCUAGUAAUUUGAAGCAGUUCAAAGGCGUACAAGCUACCGUGGUGGAAGCUAAACGCCAGACACAACUUCGACUACAACGCUCGGCAGAAGCGGACGAUCAGAGUCAAGACAUCCUUGCUCAGCUCCUGCGUAAAGUGGGACAGAAAGAUAGUGAAGCUUGGUUCACACACAAAGAAGUCACACUGGAGUCUUGGGCUGGUAUUAUGGCUGGCGCUGAUUCUGUCGCCGUCAACUUGAGGGCAGUUUUAUACUACCUUAUAAGGACGCCCGAUGCCAUGUCUAAAGCGACCCAGGAACUACAGACCCAGCAACACCUCCUCAGCGCACCUGUCAGCUUCGCGGAAUCAACGAAGCACCUACCGUAUAUUAGUGCGUGCAUUAAAGAAGCCUCUCGCCUUUUUCCAAGUACCGGAUUCAACAUGAGUCGUAUAGCUCCUGCACAGGGUAUUACCCUGUCUGGCGUCUACAUCCCGGCUGGAUACCACGUCGGUAUCAAUCCGCAGAUAAUACAAUACGACAAGAAGCUCUUCGGCGAAGACGCUUUGGAGUUUCGACCAGAGCGCUGGCUAGAGAGCGAGGCCAGAAAAAUUGAGAUGGAAAGGGGGAUGCUGCUGUUCGGUGCAGGAAAGAGAACAUGUAUCGGGAAGAACGUUGCCUUGGCGGAAGUUCACAAACUCGUUCCAGAGCUCCUCCGCUGUUUCGACAUGCGUAUGGCUCAUGAUCGACCCUGGAAGACGUUCAAUGCUGGGUUUGUGAGGCAAAGUGAUGUCGUAGUCAGGCUUGCUGUACGCUAG
Alternaria triticimaculans is the source of this 1386-nucleotide messenger RNA. RefSeq lists its product as uncharacterized. Lineage: Eukaryota; Fungi; Ascomycota; Dothideomycetes; Pleosporales; Pleosporaceae. The record is from RefSeq and is a predicted model, not a curated record. Gene Ontology annotation, molecular function: heme binding; iron ion binding; monooxygenase activity. The coding region runs from base 1 to 1386 and encodes 461 amino acids. The transcript has 3 exons.